UUCCCCUUCUACUCUUCAGGCUCCUCCCCCGAAUUUGACACACCACCGAUCCCUGUGUGUCAGAACUUCAUGGUGCCCAAAAAGGAGAUCAGCAUGGUUCCUGAUAUGGGGAAGUGGAAACGUUCCCAGGUACGCCACACCUAUGAUAGGUCUAUAUAGGUUCAAUUCUAAACCCAUCUAUAACCCAGAGGGUUUAGACACCCACUACAUGGAAUUGGAAACACUCCAGGGUCCUGUUCAUUAGGCACCAAAUGGAAUAAAAUUGACUUAAACAGGGAGGGACUACCUGGACAAUAAGAAACUCUUUUUAGUUUACCAUUGCAAAAGCUUUAAAAAACGUAUUACGUUGCAUAGCCUAAUGAACACAACCCACAUACUCAGCGUGCCUCAGUUCAUGUUCAAAUAGAUUAGUCUUUAUUAUCCCAACAGAGUAAACAAAGGUUUCAAGAAACCUGUGAUUGGAGAACUAGAAAAGAUCAGGUCCUUCAUUCAGAGUACUGACCAUAUCUCUCUGCCCUUCUUUCUCUCCCUCUCUCUUUCUCCCUCAAAGGCGUACGCUGAUUACAUGGGAUUCAUUCUGACGCUGAACGAGGGAGUGAAGGGGAAGAAACUUACAUGUGAAUACAAAGUGUCCGAGGUAUGUAGCACCCCUUCUAACAACACUUUGAUUUAGUGACAUAUCCCUUCAGAUGGAAACUAUGUGUUUCUUGUUAUUACAUAUUUGUAUUGAUAUACACACAUUGUUCAUUGAAAGCCACCAUACAGUCUUUUUAAUUGAAUUUUUAAAUCACUGUAUGUCUAAUAAAUCAAAAUGUAUUUCCCUGAGCCUCCUUUUGCCAUUAAAAUGCUCAGUCUGAUCAUGUGGGUGUGUUGAUGCAAAUUUUAAUAUAUUUACAUACACCGCCCAGAUUGGCAGAUAGGAUCGUCUAGACUCUAAGGGAAGGGAAAGGGGGAUACUAGUCAGUUGAAAAACUGAAUGCAUUCAACCAAAAUCUGUGUUUCCGCAUUUAACCCAACCCCUCUGAAUCAGAGAGGUGCGGGGUGCUUCCUUAAUCGACUUCCACGUCAUCGGUGUCUGGGGAGCAGUUGUUGUUGGAGGUUAACUGCAUUGCUCAAGGGCAGAAUGGCAAAUUUUACCACCUUGUCAGCUCAGGGAUUAAUCCAGCAACCUUUCGGUUAACCGCUAGGCUACCUGCCGCCCCUUUCUCUAGAGCCUACCCCGCUUACUCCUUCAAAGUAGGAAGAUACAAAUGCAAAUAAAAGAUGACUGGUCAUUGAUAAGAAUAAUCAGAUCAGAUUGGGAUGUUAUACUGUGGGCCAAAAACUCCAUCCCACCUGAACAGGCUGACAUUUCAUGUGUAAAAAAUAAAUGUAAAUCCAUUAUAUUGUAUUCUUGCCUUUGGUAGCGGCACACACACACGGACUGCUACUGUCCCGCCUUUUCAUGAAUUAUGGAGUAGUUUGGGAGGUGAAGGGGGAGGGGCAUCUGCAGCCAUAGCGACGCUGUCAGUCAGUGUGAAAGAUGGGCGACGCCCCCCCCCCCCCCUUCCGUAAUGGGUCUCUGGAGGAAACUUUUCUUUCCAUCAUCAGGGAGACAGAGAGAGAGUUAUAGGGAGAAUGGGGUCAUUGUUGGUACACAAACUACAAGUAUUCACUCCCUUUGUGUUCUUUUCACAUUUCUUUCCCUUAGAGCCUUGGGAAGUAACAAUUGAUGGCAAAUGUAUUAAUUAAUUUGAAAUAAAAACAUAUCUUGAUGAUAUUGAAGUAUACCGCCUACUCCUGAGUCAAUACAUGGUGGAAGCACGUUAGGCAGCAAUUACAGUUUUGUGUCUUUUUGGAUAGGUCUCCACUAGCUUUUCAUGUCACCUCAAUAAUAAUAAUCUAUCCUUCUUGGCAAAAUUGAAUCAAAUGUAUCCAAAUAACAACAGUUAAAUGUGUUAGCAGGGUUUUUGUGAAUGUUUCUGUUCUCAUUUCAGACCAUAGAGAAGCUUCUGGCUCUGUUGGGGACUCUGGACCGCUGGAUAGAUGAGACCCCUCCUGAAGACCAGCCCUCUCGCUUCGGCAACAAGGCCUACAGGACUUGGUACGCCAAGCUCGACCAGGUAAGCACGCACACACACACACAAAGGGUUUAUCCUAUCCACAAGUCUUUUAAUAAAAUAGAUAGAAUUGAAAUUGUUUGUGUGUUGAAGGUUUUGUUGUGAUAUGCAGUCGCUCUGAGUUUCUGCUAAAUGACAAAAAUGUAAAAAAAAAAAAACUGGUGUGUGUGUAGGAAGCAGAGGGCCUGGUUGCAGCAGUCAUCCCAGAAGACAAGGCAGCUGCGGCUCCAGAGAUAGCUGUGUAUUUGAAGGAGGCGGUGGGCAACUCCACCAGGAUAGACUACGGAACAGGUAACACACACACACAGACACGUCCUUAACGUGUGUGCGUCCCUGUUUCAUAUGCCCACUAGAGGGCACUGUUGAAACACAAAUCCCCUUCUUUCCCUCUUCAGAAUGCUGUCCUUUACAAAUAUACUUUGACUUUGACUUUGGUAUUGCCCAUUGCAACUCCAUUAGUAACAGUAGGAGAUACUUAUAUUCAUCACAUCUGCGUGUGUGCCUGUUCAUGAAUAACACAGGUUGUUGUGUUGUCAGGUCACGAGGCUGCCUUUGCCAUCUUCCUCUGCUGUCUCUGCAAGAUCGGAGCUCUCAGAGUAGAUGACCAGUUGGCCAUCAUUUUCAAGGUGUUUGACAGGUGAGACGGGCACUGUUUUGUGUGUGUGCUUGCGUGCGUGCAUGUGUGCACAAUCUGUAAACGAUUGUAUGUCUAUUGUAUGUACUUCGUAUGGACUAUAAAUGAAACUGCAACCUUCUUUUUAAAACCCCACCAGGUAUCUGGAGGUCAUGCGCAAGCUUCAGAAAACGUACAGAAUGGAGCCUGCCGGCAGCCAGGGGGUCUGGGGGUUGGAUGAUUUCCAAUUUCUACCUUUCAUAUGGGGCAGCUCCCAGUUUGUAGGUAAGAGGCCUACUCCCCUAGCCCCGGCAAAGUCUACUCAUGCACAGCGCAAGUAUUUGAAAAUAUGUGUCAUGCAUAUUUGAUAGUUAUGAAGGGUAUACUGCAGUGUUGCAAGGGAGAGGGUGACACCCAGUGGUCAGUGUGUCUAAUACAUUCCUUCGUUCUUCUCCUCCCCCUCCUUUUGUCCCAGACCACCCCACGCUGGAGCCCAAGCACUUCAUCGAUGAGAAAGUGGUCAACGAGAAUCACCAGGACUACAUGUUUCUGGAGUGCAUCAAAUUCAUUAAUGAGGUGAGAUGGACAUAGAGGCAGAAGAAAGACAAACUGAAAAUGGGUGUUCUGCACGGUUCAGUGUCAAUGCCACCGCAGUUCAGCUCAUACACAACAUGAAUUGUGUUUGACGCGAGUCGUGAGUUGAUCUUUUCUCCCUAUUGCAUUCUAUGCAUUGUAUUCAAUUUUUUUAUGUGUUAAUUGAAUCACUGAAUUGAAUUGAGUUUACUGAAUUUUGGUUCACAGAACUCUGAUCAUUUUGGGAGACAGAGGAAUUGGACUUGUUAUGUAUAUUUACAUAUUUGUUUUUACAUUUUAGUCAUUUAGCAGAUGCUUUUAUCCAGAGCAACUUACAGUUAGUGCAUUCAUCUUAAGGUAGAUAGGUGAGACGACCACAUCUCAGUCAUAGUGAUUAAAGCGGCUAUAAGCAAAUUCAGUGCUAGUAAGGACUGAUUAUAUAGGACUGAUUUGUGUAAGCCAUUCCACCGACAAGAUUCUCUCACACACACACACACACACAGUACCCCAUAUCCAUCUUUACAUCAGUGAGCCAGUAAACCUGGCGGAGAGAGGGGAAUGUGAUUUUGAGACUGUGGCAGGAUGGGAGGGGAGGAGGUGCUGCUAUGUCCUGUUCCUUCCCCCGAACAGCAAAAAGAUGCUGCAGCCUCUCUCCCUCUCUCUCUCCCGAUCUCUCCCGAUCUCUCUCUCCCUCCCUCUCUCUCUCUCUGCUCCUCUCCCUCUCUCCCCUCCCGAUCUUCUCUUCUCCGAGAUCUCUCUUUCUCUCUCCGAUCACGAUCCACUCGAUCCUCUCUUCUCCAAGUCCGCAUAUCUAAAGAUUCUGCUAUCUAUAUUGGAUUCCCCUACUCUCUUCUCCACCGAAUCUCUUUCUCUCUCCCUCCCUCUCUCUCUCCUAUCUCUCUUUUUCUCUCCCUAUCUCCCCUCUCUCUCCCAAUCUCUUUUCCUACCCUCCCCUCUCUCUCUCCGAUCCCCCUCUUCCCGAUCUCUCUCUCUCUCUCCCUCCCUCUCUCUCUCCCGAUCUCUCUUUCUCUCUCCCUCCCGAUCUCUCUCUCUCCCGAUCUCUCUUUCUCUCUCCCUCCCUCUUCUCCUAUCUCACCUCUCUCUCUCUCUCCGCUCUCUCUUUCUCUCCCUCCCCUCUCUAGUCUCCCCUCUCUCUCCCGAUCCUCUUUCUCUCUUCCUCCCUCUCUCUCUCCCGAUCUCCCUCUCUCUCUCCCGAUCUCCCUCUCUCUCUCCCGAUCUCUUUCUCUCUCUCUCUUUCUUUCUCUCUCGCUCUUUCACUUUUUCUCUCAAUUCAAUUCAAAGGGCUUUAUUGGCAUGAGAAACAUAUGUUUACAUUGCCAAAGCAAAUGAAAUAGAUAAUAAAUAAAGUCAAAUAAACAAUACAAAAUGAACAGUAAACAUUACACUCACAAAAGUUUCAAAGGAAUAGAGACAUUUCAAAUGUUAUAUUAUGUCUAUAUACAGUGUUGUAACGAUGUGCAUAUAGUUAAAGUACAAAAGGGAAAAUAAAUAAACAUAAAUAUGGGUUGUAUUUACAAUGGGGUUUGUUCUUCACUGGUUGCCCUUUUCUUGUGGCAACAGGUCACAAAUCUUGCUGCUGUGAUGGCACACUGUGGUAUUUCACCCAAUAGAUAUAGGAGUUUAUCAAAAUUGGAUUUGUUUUCGAAUUCUUUGUGGUUCUGUGUAAUCUGAGGGAAAUAUGUGUCUCUAAAAUGGUCAUACAUUUGGCAGGAGGUUAGGAAGUGCAGCUCAGUUUCCACCUCAUUUUGUGGGCAGUGUGCACAUGGCCUGUCUUCUCUUGAGAGCCAGGUCUGCCUACGGCGGCCUCUCUCAAUAGCAAGGCUAUACUCACUGAGUCUGUACAUAGUCCAACUUUCCUUAAUUUUGGGUCAGUCACAGUGGUCAGGUAUUCUGCCACUGUGUACUCUCUGUUUGGGGCCAAAUAGCAUUCUAGUUUUUUGGUAAAUUCUUUCCAAUGUGUCAAGUAAUUAUAUUUUUGUUUUCUCAUGAUUUGGUUGGGUCUAUUUGUGUUGCUGUUGCUGUCCUGGGGCUCUGUGGAGUCUGUUUGUGGUUGUGAACAGAGCCCAGUACCAGCUUGCUUAGGUGACUCUUCUCUAGGUUAGUCUCUCUGUAGGUGAUGGAUUUCUUAAGGAGGGUUUGGGAAUCACUUCCUUUUAGGUGGUUGUAGAAUUUAACAGCUCUUUUCUGGUUUGGAUAAUUAGUGUGUAUCGGCCUAAUUCUGUUCUGCAUGCAUUAUUUGGUGUUUUACCUUCUACACGGAGGAUGUUUUUGCAGAAUUCUGCAUGCAGAGUCUCAAUUUGGUGUUUGUCCCAUUUUGUUAAUUCUUGGUUGGUGAGCGGACCCCAGACCUCACAACCAUACAGGGCAAUGGGUUCUAGAACUGAUUCAAGUAUUUUUAGCCAGAUCCUAAUUGGGAUGUCAAAUUGUAUGUUCCUUUUUAUGGCUUAGAAGGCCCUUCUUGCCUUGUCUCAGAUCGUUCACAGCUUUGUGGAAGUUACCUGUGGUGCUGAUGUUUAGGCCGAGGUAUGUAUAGUUUUUUGUGUGCUCUAGGGCAACAGUGUCUAGAUGGAAUUUGUAUUUGUGGUCCUGGCAACUGGACCUUUUUUGAAACACCAUUAUUUUUGUCUUACUGAGAUUUACUGUCAGGUCCCAGGUCUGAUAGAAUCUGUGCAGAAUAUCUAGGUGCUGAUGUAGGCACCCUUGGUUGGGGACAAAAGUACCAGAUCAUCAGCAAACAGUAGACAUUCAACUUCAGUUUCUAGUAGGGUGAGGCCAGGUGCUGCAGACUGUUCUUGGGCCCUCGCCAAUUAGUUGAUUAUAUAUGUUGAAGACGGUGGGGCUCAAGCUGCAUCCCUGUCUCACCCCACGGCCUUGUGGAAAGGAGUCUGUGUGUUUAUUGCCAAUUUUAACUGCACCCUUGUUGUUUGUGAACAUUGAUUUGAUAAUGUCGUAUGUUUUUCCCGCAACACCUCUUUCCAUCAAUUUGUAUAGCAGACCAAAUUGAGUCAAAUGCUUUUUUGAAAUCAACAAAGCAUGAGAAGACUUUGCCUUUGGUUUGGUUUGUUUGUUUAUCAGUUAGGGUGUGCAGGGUGAAUACAUGGUAUGUCGUACGGUAAUUUGGUAAAAAGGCAAUUUGACAUUUGCUCAGUACAUUGUUUUCAAUGAGGAAAUGUACGAGUCUGCUGUUAAUGGUAAUGCAGAGGAUUUUCCCAAGGUUGCUGUUGACGCAUAUUCCACGGAAGUUAUUGGGGUCAAAUUUGUCUCCACUUUUGUGGAUAUGGGUGAUCAGUCCUUGGUUCCAAAUAUUGAGGAAGAUGCCAGAUUGAAGGAUUAUGUUAAAGAGUUUUAAGUAUAUUCAAUCAACACCACAGGCCUUUUUGGGUUGAAGGGUUUGUAUUUUGUCCUGUAGUUCAUUCAAUGUAAUUGGAUAAUCCAGUGGGUUCUGGUAGUCUUUAAUAGCUGAUUCUCAGAUUUGUAAUUGAUCAUGUAUAUGUUUUUGCUGUUUGUUCUUUGUUAUAGAGCCAAAAAGAUUGGAGAAGUGGUUUACCCAUACAUCGCCAUUUUGGACAGAUAACGCUUUGUGUUGUUUGUUUAGUGUGUUCCAAUUUUCCCAGAAGUGGUUAGAUUCUAUGGAUUCACAUUGAGCUGUUUUCUGACAUGCUGUUCCAUCUUUUUCUGUAGUGUAUUUCUGUAUUGUUUUAGUGAUUUGCCAUAGUAAAGGCAUAAGCUCAGGUUUUCUUGGUCUCUGUGUUUGGUUGGAUAGGUUUUUCAAUUUCUUUCUUAGGUUUUUGCAUUCUUCAUCAAACCAUUUGUUGUUUUUAAUUUUAUUAGGUUGUCUGCUUGACAUUUUUUUAUUUGAUAGGGAAGCUGAAAGGUCAAAUAUACUGUUUAGGCUUUCUACUGCCAAGUUUACACCGUCACUAUUACAGUGAAAUGUUUUGUCCAGGAAGUUGUCUAAAAGGGAUUGAAUUUGUUGUUGCCUAAUUAGUUUUUGUUAGGUUUCUACACUACUGUCCUUUCAUCUAUAGCAUUUCUUAAUAUUAUUCAGUUCCUUUGGCUUUGAUGCUUCAUUAUUGAGUAUUGCUCUGUUCAAGUAGACUGUGAUUUUGCUGUGGUCUGAUAGGGGUGUCAGUGGGCUGACUGUGAACACUCUGAGAGACUCUGGGUUGAGGUCAGUGAUAAAGUAAUCUACAGUACUACUGCCAAGGGAUGAGCUGUAGGUGUACCUACCAUAGGAGUCUCCUCAAAGCCUACCAUUGACUAUGUACAGACCCAGCGUGCGACAGAUCUGCAGGAGUUGUGACCCGGUUUUGUUGGUUGUUUUGUCAUAGUUGUGUCUAGGAGGGCAUAUUUGGGAGGGAAUACUGUCACCUCCAGAUAGGAGUUUGUUCCCCUGUGUGCUGAGAGUGUCAAGACAGAUGACUUCAGACCUUGUAUAUUCCAGGAUGAGAUUGUAAAAGCUUUGUGUUCCGUAGUGUGUUGUGAGUGAGAUUUUUCUCUAUCGCUCGCUCUCUUUCUUUCCUUAUGUGAGGAGGCAGAAGAAAUGAGUUUCUCUCUGUGUAUAUGCAGAUCUUUUUAGUUCUUCAGCUCUACCCUAUGUUUAUGGAUGUGUGUGUUCAGCACAUUCCACUCUCUGUGCUCCUGUUUUUUGUUUGUUUGUUUGUUUGUGUGUGUUUGUAUGGUCUCUCCUUCAUCCACUGUCUCAGACGCUCAGACGUACAGUUGUUCUGCUUGCGUAUUUUCUCUCUCUUACCCUUUCACCGGAACACUCUCAUAUGCUGACACACAAACGUGCAUAUAUACACACACACACACACACACACACACAUGCUCUCAAACAGUCUCAGCCUCUCUGGGAGGUUGUGUGUAGUGUACUAACAACGAGAGUCAUUUCCUUCCCCACAUGCUGUUGUGAAUCACUCCUUCCUCCAGGGUACCCUCGCUCGACCCCACCCCCUCUCUGGUGGUGUCUCUGUGUGUGUGUGUUUGUGGAGGCCCGGGGGAAGCCAGGGGCUGGGGUUGGGUUCCUUCCCCGGUCACAAGCCGCACUCAGGGUUCUGGUGGGGGGGAGGUGCUGGGAACGGAAUGGGGGAGCUGUGGGGGGAGACAGUGUCCACACACUACCACUACAUUCAUUCAUUCAGGGCCCUUCUUGCUCUCUUUGUCUCUGUCUGUCUCUCUCUCUUUCUUCCCUUGGGGCAAAUAUAAGGGCACACACACACACACACACACACACAAAGAAAGAAAGAAAUGCACUCUCCUCACUGGCACCCCAAAAAUAAUGAGAUGUUGACCUGCCUACCAUUAUGUCUUGUAAUGUCUUAGGCUUAUAUAUUCCAUAUUGGCUGGUUAGCUUAUAGAUGAAUUAAAUGUAUAUCUUUCUGCUCUCCUCCUUUCUCUUUCUCUUAUUAUCCUCUCUCUUCCCCCUCUCUCACCCCCUCCCCCCUCUCUCUUUCUGUCUCUCUUUCUCUUAUUAUUCAUUAUUCUCUCUCUCUCCCUCCCCCCUCUCUCUUUCUCUCUCUUUCUGUAUCCCCCCCCCCCCCCAGAUGAAAACUGGUCCAUUUGCUGAGCACUCCAAUCAGCUGUGGAACAUCAGUGCUGUCCCCACCUGGUCCAAAGUCAACCAGGGCCUGAUCCGAAUGUACAAGGCAGAGGUAAGAGGAGACACACCCCACAGAGUGAAAACAAUCUGUCUAGUGCACUUUGUAAGAUGAUGAACCUUGACAGAGUUGGUCCCCCUAAAAUAAAACGUAAACGAUAAAGCAAAUGUGUCCCAUAACAUUUUAACAUGGAAAUAGCAAUUUCUAUGAUACAUCUGUAGUUUCAAAGAGUAACAUUCCCUGCGAGCGACAUUAUUUUCACAAAACACGAUUUAAAGAUGUAGAUCUUUUAGUUAACACAGUAUCCUAUGACAACAAAGACAUAAACAGUGAAGUCAUACGUCAUGUCAGGUUACAAGGCAGUCAUACCCUUCCAAAUCAAGGGGUAAGUUUCAUUAGUUUAAAUCACAGACUGUGCCUUUAAAGGUGAUUCUGUCAUUUGGAUUUCCCCAGGGGCAGUUUGAGGUACUACAGAUUAGGGAUUCAAUUUCAUGUCAGGGGUAAUGAAAUAGUUUUGUUGAGUGUGUGGGUAGUGUAGUUUAAUCGUUAAAGUUUACACAAGUUCAUUCAAACAGAAGUGUAGUCCUCCCAAGUGGAAUGGAAGAAAGAGAAAAUAGAAACUGUCUUGUAGUGUGAUUUAUAACUGCACAUUUGUUCUAAAGAGAUGGUAGGCUAAUGAUUCUAUUGAGAAGUUAAGAGGCAGGCAAGGGUUAAACAAGAGAGGAACUGAGAGAGCGGAACAGUGUCAGUGUGUGUGUGUGUGUGAGAGCAUCGCUGGCCCCACCCCCUUCUCCUGCCUGAGCCCACAUCCUGUGUUUUCAAGAGUGGGCCUGCUAGUCUUCCCAGAGCUGAGGGGCCAAGCUGUCUGCUAACACCCCCCCCCCAUCCUUCCCAGGCUCGCAUUCCACUCUCCCUCCCCCGGCCCCACAUAGGGAAUCAGCUCUGUGCUCUUGUCUCUCUCCCUCUCUUUUCUGCGUUUCUCUCUACCACUGCCCUGCCUCUAGCCUGCUGCUUGCUUCCCUCCUCAGCCCUUUCGCAAUUUCUCCAUUUCUGCCAGGGCUCAACAAUAAAAUAUGCAACUCAGACAAGUCGUUCUGUUCAAAUGUUUAUCCUGACCCUGGUGUGGAUGUUUUUUUUUUGGUGUUAAUUUACAGAUGUUAUAUAGUCAAUUGACAAUGACUGAACAAAUGCUGAUUGAAGAAGUACUUACCUUUUUUUAGAGACCUCUGAUACUGUUACAAGUGUAGUAUGUCAAGGUGCCUGUUGUAUGAACCACAAAUAUACUAAAAUAGUUAUUAUUGAGUAUUGUUAUGCUAUUACCAUGUAAUACCUUGGAAUAUUGAAGUAGAUACUAGGUAGUGUCCCCUGUAGCUCAGUCGGUAGAGCAUGGCGCUUGCAACGCCAGGGUUGUGGGUUCGUUUCCCACGGGGGGCCAGUAUGAAAAAUGUAUGCACUCACUAACUGUAAGUCGCUCUGGAUAAGAGCGUCUGCUAAAUGACUAAAAUGUAAAUGUAAAAUGUAGUGCUGAGUGAUUAGUGCUUUUUGAGGUCAGUUCGGUUUCGGUUCGAUUACAAAAAAUAAUAGCGGUUUUCAUUUUUUAUUAUUUUACUGCUUAUCACUUAUUAACCAUUAUUUAUUCACAUUACUUUAAUAAAAUAUUUCCGUUGUGUAUAUUACAUUUGUUUUAUUUGAUGGCUUUUAUUUCAUUCCAAGUCAUCAUCUCAUCUCUAUAGAGCUGCUGCCUAUGCUGUCUUGACAAAAUCACUAUUUUAGUAGUUCUUCUAAGUAAAUAAGAUAUACUUUUAUGACUGCUGAAUUCUAACUAACUAUCAAUCACUUAGAUCAUGUAUUUUCAGGUAGAGAACUCACGAAGCAACUGCUUUCUAUACCUCUCGAUCUCUCUAUCCCUCUUGAUCCAGUUCGGGCUUGAUCUGAUUUAUCUCUUGAGAAACUGCAGUGAGAAAAUGUGCAUGGAGCUCACAGAAAAAAACAGAACAAAAUAGAAUUCAAAUAAUUGAACCUACUUCGGUCAAUUACAUGUUUAAAAAUGGUUAAUAUUUCAGCACUAAUACUAGGUAAAUUAAGUGUUACCCAAGGUUGCGCAAUAAUAAUUUUGACUCCACACAUCUAAAACUUUAGCAUUUGCUGUGGAUUCACAUUGUUUAUUACUUUGAGCCACUGAACUACCGUAAACAUUUUCUUUUUGUCAUUUAGCAGACGCUCUUAUCCAGAGCGACUUACAGUUUUAGUGAGUGCAUACAUUUUUCAUACUGGCCCCCUGUAAAUCAGUCAUUUCCAAUGGAUGGAGGCACAAUGAGACAUUUAAUAUUUUCACUCUUCGCAGCUAGAGAUGUGUAUGAAAAGAAAGUCACACUAUAUAUGAUCCCAACAUUUUAAUGGGUAAACAAACAUUUCGGCACACAGUGUGCAUUCUUCAGGGCGAGAAAGUUUCAACUUCUUGCAAAUUAUCAGCGACGCAACAUUGCGUUAACAAUCAGCGGAGGGAAGCUCUCGUUAGCAAGCUUUGACACCUUGCUUGAUAGACUAGUUUUAGACCAGUUUUACAGGCCGUUCCGAAGAAACACCCACGAGGGGAGAUUUUGGCAAUGUGGUGCUACAAGGUAGUAAGUAGAAGCAAUAUUGCUGAUACCAUCCAGCUGUUACUUUUUAUUUAGAUAUAUUUAUAUAUAUAUUUUUUGGGAUAUAUAUAUUUAUAUAUUUUUUAUUUUUUAUAUUAUUAUUUUAACUAGGGACUAGUGGUCAAUUUGGAACUGGGCAACUCAAUCUCCCCAACAGUCUAUCACCUCUAGGAGUGUGAACUACUGGCCAGGUGAAAGCCAUCUCCAUUUAAUUGUUUUCAAUGGCGAUCACACGAUUGUAGAAACAGAUUGUACUCAAAAACUCCCAUUUUAUUUAUCAAAGUUUCAUAUGCCAAUGAUCUGAGUGUGAAGUUAGCUGGUUCACGCCGGCCCAACGCCACGCCCGCUAGCGUUUCUUCUCCACAGUGAGUCUGGCUAUGCUUUCCUACCUGAUGCCUUGUAGAAUGCGAACACAUUCUGACCCUUCUGAUUGGUCACAGAUACCGAUGGGUUGGUCCUGAGUCGUCAUUGGCUUUGAUACUCUGAUUGGUUAGAGACGAUCCAAUGAUGAAUUUGUUUUGGACAACGGCCCUGAUUUUGAGAGGUCCAUGGAGAGUAUAAAGAGCAAUGUCGGGUCUGAAAGUGGCUAGCUAGCCACACGAAAGGCAGAUACAACUCUCAAUGUUUAGACGAAUGUAAAUGUGACCAAAUUGUCACAGCCAGAGGUAACUGAGCCAUGGACUGGCAGCUGUGGAGGAGAUGAAAGGUGCGCUGAUAAGGGCUAAUGAUAGCUGCCCUGUGGUAGCUUCAGUCGCUGAAGCUACCCUUGUAUUAUCCUAGAGCCGGGAAAGUUUCAAAUGUAUGCAAAUAUUCAGCGACGCAAAUUUGUGAUAAUAAUCAGUGGAGGGAAGCUCUCGCUAGCAAGCUUUGACACCUUUAUUUUAGGACCUAGACCACCGUAUGUGAAUUGCACGAAGUUGCUUGUUCUAGCCAAGUCCAUAGCUUUGGCUUUGGUUGGUGUGUAUGGAUUAUGCUAAACCAAGUUCGCACUAGACAAAGUAAAGCAAAUUGUACCGCUUCUGUUCUUCACCACCCGUCCUCUAUUCGCUUUAUGUAUUUCUCAUAGGUUAAACAAAUAUCUCAAAUGUUUCUCUCCUCAUCUCUAUCUGAUACCCCAUCUCUCUUUCUUUCCUGUCUCUCCCUCUUACUUUUUAACCCCCCCCCCCCCCCCCCCCCAACGUUUUCUUUCUUCCUUCUUUCUUUGACCAUCUUCUUUUUAUCUCUAUUCAUCCUUGUAAAUUCCCUCCCUCCCUUCUCUCUCUCUCUUUCUCCUCAUCUACUCCUAGUGCUUGGAGAAGUUCCCCGUCAUUCAGCACUUCAAGUUUGGCAGUCUCAUCUCCAUCCAGCCUGUGAAGCCCUGA
This is a messenger RNA of Coregonus sp. 'balchen', 12906 nucleotides long. NCBI's taxonomy places the organism in Eukaryota, Metazoa, Chordata, Actinopteri, Salmoniformes, Salmonidae. The record is from the annotation of a GenBank genome assembly.